AUGUCGGAACCUGAAAGUGCAUACAGGAAACAAAAGAUUAAAGAAACAAAGCAACAGAAGAACUUUAUUCAAAGUAUAACUUCUGUAUUGACAACUACUCCAGAACCUGCUGUUGUGACGGCCCAAUAUGCUAAUGACCUAGUAAUCGAACCUGAAAUUGAAGCAUAUGCAAAGUUAGCAGGACAUGGAUGGACAUUUUUCGCUAGGGAUCUGAAAAUUACACUUGGUAGGAACACAGAUAGUAUACAGUCUGAUUCAAGUAUUCAUAAUAUUGGUGGUAUUGAUAUUGAUUUAGGGCCAACUAAGGUUGUUUCUAGAAAGCAUGCAACAAUCAGAUAUAAUAUGGAAUCCAUGGCAUGGCAAUUAUUCGUUAUGGGGCGUAAUGGUGCUAAGGUAGAUUGCGUUCGAGUUCCUGUCGGACCUGAUGCUCCACCUACUACAUUACAUAGCGGUUCACUCUUAGAUGUUGGCGGUAUUCAGAUGCUCUUCAUUUUACCUGGCAAAAAGCCACUCUUUUCAGAUACCGUUUUGAAUAUCUUAGUCCCAAGAUUAAUUAAUUUGUACGGUAAAGCUACUAAUGAGAACAAAUUCUUACGCGCUUUAAUUAACGAUUCACAAUACAUGAAAGAACACAACCUGCAUGCGGACCCAGUAGCAACUUCCAGUCAAAGUCCUAGAAAUAAUCAUUUAAAUGAUAUUGACGGUUCUGUGGAACUCUUUCAGAAUUCUCUUAACUCUUCAGACAUGCAUACAAAAUCAAAUGCUACUUCAGAUGGACAUUCCUUUACAACAGAUUCCCCUGUUGAAGCAGGCGAUACAUUGCUCUCUAAUGGGGAUGAAAGUCGAGUGGAACAAUCCAAUGAUAAUAUAAAUCAAAUUGUUUACAAUAAGUCCAUGAAAAGGGACCAUGAAAAAUCCUCGAGAAAGACAUCCUGGGCAGCGAUGAUAGCUGAGGCAAUCUUAUCCAAAGAGGAAGGGACUAUCACUUUAUCGGAUAUUUAUGUUUACAUUACGGACAAUUAUCCAUUGUACAUUUUAAAGAGUGCUGGGUGGAAAAAUGCAGUACGACACAACCUAUCAUUAAAUGCUGCAUUCGAGAAAGUUCCAAGAAGAGCAAACGAAACAGGUAAAGGUAUGUAUUGGAGAAUAGCAGAAGCAUAUAAGACAAACUUUCUGAACCAAUGGAAACGUGGUGAAGUAAAUAAGGUAAGACGUGGUGGUGCUGUUGACAGAGUCCUCCACCUGUAUAUAUCUAGACACAGCAAAUUUCCGGAACAGAAACCAGUGGAAACGAAACCGGUACAUGUUGAAUUGCAAGAAAUGUCAGUGGCUCUGCAAAAUGAUAAGAUACCUGAUCAAGGAGAGGAAAUUUUACCCCUUGAACCUAGUGUUGAUACAAAGGAUGUCGCUGCUUCUAAUAAUUCCUGA
Messenger RNA from Naumovozyma dairenensis CBS 421, 1428 nucleotides. RefSeq names its product forkhead family transcription factor FKH1 (gene FKH1). The coding region runs from base 1 to 1428 and encodes 475 amino acids. NCBI's taxonomy places the organism in Eukaryota, Fungi, Ascomycota, Saccharomycetes, Saccharomycetales, Saccharomycetaceae. Gene Ontology annotation, molecular function: protein binding; DNA-binding transcription factor activity, RNA polymerase II-specific; RNA polymerase II cis-regulatory region sequence-specific DNA binding. The transcript has a single exon. Gene Ontology annotation, biological process: regulation of transcription by RNA polymerase II. The record is from RefSeq and is a predicted model, not a curated record.